GGUAUACAUGUAGGAGAAAUUAAGUCAGUAAAUGGCAGGUGAAGUUAUGGUGACAUGUCUAUUGUGAACAAAGAGGUCCCAAGGGCCAAGAAGAUGGAGAGGGAUUGAAGGCUUUUGGGGGGCCAGACAGGGGCCUGGGAUCUAUCUGCACUCAGGCUCCCAUGCCCCAAACCUCUCGGCAGAUGCUGAGUCCCACAUACAAACAACGCAACGAGGACUUCCGGAAAUUGUUCAGCAAGCUCCCCGAGGCAGAGCGCCUCACCGGGGAUUACUCCUGCGCCCUCCAGCGGGAGAUCCUCCUCCAGGGCCGCCUCUACCUCUCCGAGAACUGGAUAUGUUUCUACAGCAACAUCUUCCGCUGGGAGACCACAAUUUCCAUCCAGCUGAAGGAAGUGACCUGUCUGAAGAAGGAAAAGACGGCUAAACUCAUCCCCAACGCCAUUCAGAUCUGCACAGAGAGUGAGAAGCAUUUUUUUACCUCCUUUGGGGCCCGUGAUCGCUGCUUCCUCCUCCUCUUCCGCCUCUGGCAGAACGCACUGCUUGAAAAGACACUGAGUCCCCGAGAGCUUUGGCACCUGGUCCAUCAGUGCUAUGGCUCGGAGCUGGGCCUCACCAGUGAGGAUGAAGACUAUGUCUGCCCCUUGCAGCUGAAUGGUCUUGGGAGUCCCAAAGAGGUAGGGGAUGUGAUUGCACUCGGUGACAUCACCCCCUCGGGGGCGCCUGACCGCAGCCAGGAGCCAAGCCCUGUGGGUUCAAGGCGUGGCCGGGUCACCCCGAACCUCUCCCGAGCCAGCAGUGAUGCAGACCACGGGGCCGAGGAGGACAAGGAGGAGCCGACAGCCAGCCAGCUGGAUGCCUCCUCCAGCCAGACAGUGAGCCCAGAAGGAAAACCUCCAAGUACUGAGCCAGCCCCACCAGAUGGGCCCACAUCCCUGGGCCCCUUGGAUCUGCUGUCCAGAGAGGAACUAUUGACAGACACGAGUAACUCAUCUUCAUCCACUGGGGAGGAAGGUGACCUGGCCGCCCUACUUCCCGACCUCUCUGGCCGUCUCCUCAUCAACUCUGUCUUCCACGUGGGUGCCGAGCGUCUACAGCAGAUGCUCUUCUCAGACUCGCCAUUCCUCCAGGGUUUCCUGCAGCAGUGCAAGUUCACAGAUGUGACCUUGAGCCCCUGGAGCAGCGACAGCAAGUGCCACCAACGUAGAGUCCUGACCUACACUAUCCCCAUCAGCAACCCACUAGGCCCCAAGAGCGCUUCUGUGGUGGAGACCCAGACGCUGUUCCGGCGUGGCCCCCAGGCGGGCGGGUGUGUGGUGGACUCUGAGGUGCUCACCCAGGGCAUCCCGUAUCAGGACUAUUUCUACACUGCCCACCGCUACUGCAUUCUGGGUCUGGCCCGGAACAAGGCCCGGCUUCGUGUGUCCUCAGAGAUCCGUUACCGAAAGCAGCCGUGGAGCCUCGUGAAGUCUCUCAUUGAGAAGAACUCGUGGAGUGGCAUUGAAGAUUAUUUCCACCAUAUGGAGCGGGAACUCGCCAAGGCGGAGAAGCUGACCUUGGAGGAAGGAGGGAAGGAUGGUCGCGGAUUGCUCUCAGGCCUGCGGAGACGGAAACGGCCCCUGAGCUGGAGGGGGCACGGAGAUGGGCCUCAGCACCCAGACCCGGACCCCUGCACCCGGGCCAGCAUACACACCUCAGGUUCCCUCAGCUCUCGCUUCUCAGAACCGUCCAUAGAUCAGGGCCCCGGGGCGGGCAUCCCCAGCGCCCUGGUUCUCAUCAGCAUUGUCCUCAUCGUCCUCAUCGCUCUCAAUGCCCUCCUCUUUUACCGUCUCUGGGCUCUCGAGAGAACGGCCCAUACCUUUGAGUCCUGGCACAGCCUGGCACUGGCCAAGGGCAAGUUCCCCCAGACAGCUACGGAGUGGGCCGAGAUCUUGGCUCUGCAGAAGCAUUUCCACAGUGUUGAAGUACACAAGUGGAGGCGGAUCCUUCGAGCAUCCGUGGAGCUCCUGGAUGAG
Cricetulus griseus (Chinese hamster) is the source of this 2012-nucleotide messenger RNA. The record is from RefSeq and is a predicted model, not a curated record. Lineage: Eukaryota; Metazoa; Chordata; Mammalia; Rodentia; Cricetidae.